Messenger RNA from Lacerta agilis (Sand lizard), 2503 nucleotides. It is a transcript of the gene RAD51B, whose product is annotated as RAD51 paralog B. The transcript has 10 exons. The record is from RefSeq and is a predicted model, not a curated record. NCBI's taxonomy places the organism in Eukaryota, Metazoa, Chordata, Lepidosauria, Squamata, Lacertidae. Gene Ontology annotation, cellular component: Rad51B-Rad51C-Rad51D-XRCC2 complex. Bases 126 to 1181 code for a protein of 351 amino acids. Gene Ontology annotation, molecular function: ATP binding; ATP-dependent DNA damage sensor activity; DNA binding. Gene Ontology annotation, biological process: double-strand break repair via homologous recombination.
ACUGGAUGAGGCGCCUCAGCCGGAGACCAAUCAGAGCUCUAGGUGCUCUCUUGGGCGGAUGUUUCCUCCUCCUCCUGUGGAGAAGUGGGAGACUUUGAAAAGUUUCCAGGAUUGUGUUUCUUGUCAUGAAAUAUGUGAACAUGGCAAGUAAGAAACUGAGAAGAGCAGGGUUGCCGCAGGAGCUUUGUAAGAGACUCAGUCGACAUCAGAUCACUACUUGUCAGGAUUUUUUAUGUCUUUCACUACUGGAGUUAAUGAAAGUGACUGGACAGAGUUACUGGAAUGUGCAGAAGCUUCUUCACACAGUCAGCCAAGCAUGUGCUCCCAGAAUGCAAACUGUUUAUGAAAUGAAAAUGAAAAGAACCACCAACCCUUCAUCAGCAUUCUUGCCCACAACACUGGGAGAUCUGGAUAAAAUAUUGCAUGGUGGAAUUGCCUGUGGCUCUCUUACAGAGAUAACUGGUCCAUCAGGUUGUGGCAAGACUCAGUUUUGUAUUAUGAUGAGCUUGCUGGCGACGUUUCCCAUCAGCUUGGGAGGAUUGGAUGGGGCAGUUAUAUAUAUUGAUACAGAAUCUGCAUUCAGUGCUGAAAGGCUUCUUGAGAUGGCACAGCACCGUUUUCCUGAUUAUUUUGCCACAGAAGAAAAGCUGGUUUUAAUUGCCAGCAGAAUUCAUCUUUAUCGGGAAUUCACCUGUCACAGUGUGUUGAAAAGGAUUGAAUCUUUGGAAGAAGAAAUUAUUUCAAAGAAUGCCAAACUAGUAGUAAUUGAUUCUGUUGCUUCUGUAGUUAGAAGAGAGUUUGAUGCAAAACUUCAGGGCAACCUGCAGCAAAGGAGCAACUUACUGACUAGGGAGGCAUCAAUAUUGAAGUACUUGGCUGAAGAAUUUUCAAUACCAGUUAUCUUGACGAAUCAGAUUACCACAUGGCUGAGCGAUGGCCUUGCUGUACAGGCAGACCUGCUGUCUCCAGCUGAUGACUUCUCUCUGUCUGAAGCUUCUGGUUGCAAAGUCCCCCGAUUGCGCCAUUCACAUCUUUCCUGUACAGAAUUGAAAAUUCAGGGUUCGUUCCUCCAAGUCAGAGUCGAAGUCAGUUGCAGAGAAGCAGAUGGAGAAGAAAUUAAGAGGUACAUGCAAGGGCAAAAGGAGGGAGGAGGGUGUUUUUUCAUACAUGCAAGCAUAUGAUUUUUCCAUAUGGAUGCUUAUGGGUUUUUUCUCUCUGCAAAGAAAUGGACUCUUGUCUAUUUAAAAAGCAAACAUUCCCUUGUGAUGACCCUCUAAGGAUCUCACAGCUAAUAUAGUUUUAUAAACAGUUUGUAAUGUCAUGUAGAUGCCUCUAAAAGUACUCUCUUUAGAAACAAUGCUUCUGUCUCACAUUUCCUGGCAUUUUCUUCUGCAAUGCUUGAUGUGUUAGUCUUCAAAACAAGAUCCCUGUUGUGAUGGAUUCAUCUGCUGCUUUGGGUUGCCUUCAUUUGAUCGUGGCCACAAUCCAAAUAGCUGUUACUUGUGCCCAAGGACUCCAGUUUCCUCACUGAGACUCUUUUUAUUAUUAUUUUAAGCAGUCCCUGUUCAACAAACUGUUUUGAAACUCUCCCAGUUCCCAAAAGUGGCUAUGCAGGGGAGCUGCAAUUCCUUCUUUAAAGGAAAAUUUAUAUAUCAAACACCUCACUAGCCAAGUGUAGGUAAUUGUACUGGUCUGUGAAUCAUAGUAGCCUUUAGACAGAGCUUUCUGGUGUCAGAUGAGGAACUGAUAGCAACUCUAGCCACCCAGUUCUUAAUGAGUUUGCAUCGCCAUCAAAUGUCUACAUGCACUGCAAACUGUUUAUAUGCUAACAGUGAGAUCCUUAUCCUGCUAUGAUGAUUUUAUGAAGAAGGGUGAAUUCAGACUAUGAAUUAAUUUGAUGCCAGCUGAAACACUGUGCUAAAACUAAAAAAGGAUAAAGAAUACAUUCCCACAUGGAAGCAUGGCUCAUGGGCAUAGAAUGUCUUUCUCGUACUAGCCAAAUUAUUCAUCAGCUGCUGAAUCGCUUUUGGAGCCCUGGUACAUAGAGCUGGCGAAAAAUCCACCAUAAUUGUCCUCUGAUUCAGCAUCCUCUCUCCUUUCCUCCUCUGUACACUUGAGUGAAGUCUGCACUUUGCUGAAAGUGAGAAAUUUAUUAGCACAAGAGCUUUUCUGUCACAAUCUCUUUACAACAUCAAAAGGUUUAUAUCUGGAAUGCAAGUUUUAAUCACUUUAACAGGUUGACGAGAAAUCAAGAAUUCUUUGACUGCAAUUGGAGCUGUUUCUAUGCUGUUUUCGCCAUGGAACAGAGCAACACUAUUACCUAUUCAUAUAAAGCACUGAGCUCUACCAUUUUAAAACAUCUUUGGGGGCCAUGGGUACUUUCACUGGGGCAGUGGAUUAUAUUCUAUAGUUCUAGUCUAAAUUCUACUUAACAUGUAUUAUAUUUAUAUAUUGGCUGUACAUUUUACAAAUAAAUAACAGACACAAGUGGAACUUCUGAGAA